AUGACGCCUGUGAUGUGUGCUCUAUUGUCAGGGAGGAUGGAUGUGUUUAACCUUCUCGUGUCACAAAAUGCAGACACGGCAUUGACCGACGAUGAUAACAACAGUCUCCUUCAUUUAGCCUGCCUCCUUGAUGACAUACCCAGCAUCCUACUAACAAAGAUUGACGCUGAUACUCAAGGAAAUCACGGUUGGACGCCUCUAAUGAAGGCAGCUGUCAAUGGAUCAAAACAUGCAUUUGACCAGCUGGACAAAGCAAAGGCUAAUCUUUACCCGAAAGACGACAACAGCAACAAUAUCCUUCACCUGGCAUGCCAUGGUGGACAUGUCUCCAUUGUGAAACAUCUACUGACAACGUAUGACAUGAACAGUCGUGGGAAUAAAGGAUGGACGCCAGUUAUGUAUGCAGCUGCCAAUGGCUCGAAGGACGUGUUUGACCUGCUUGUGUCUAAGGGUGCUGACUUAUCCUUGAAGGAUGACUACAGCAACUCUGUAUUUCACUUAGCAUGUGUAGGUGGGAACCUAUCCAUUGUGGAAUAUCUGCUGCCAAAAUCUGACAUCAAUAUCCGGGACAAUUAUGGAAGGACUGCAAUUAUGACAGCAGCAUCUGCAGGCCAAAGUGUUGUCUUUGACGUUCUUUUGUCGAAAAAAGCUGAUCUUACAAUGUCUGACGAGUACAAUGACACUGUCCUACAUUGUGCAUGUGCGGGAGGAAAUCGAUCCGUUGUAGAAUAUUUACUGGAAAGAAUUGACAACAAUAUUAAAGGAAAGAAUAGCUGGACACCAGUGAUGGUUGCAGCUCGCUUUGGAAAGUUAGAGCCUUUCAACCUGCUUGCUUCAAAAGACGCCGAUCUCACUCUGAUUGACGAUCACGGAAACAAUCUGCUUCACCUCGCAUGUCAGGGUGGAAACAGGUUGAUCGUGGAAGAUCUGCUUCCAAAAUUUGACAUAAACAGUCGUGGACAUAAGGGCAGAACACCUUUGAUGCAUGCAGCUGUGAAUGGACUGAGAGAAGUGUUUGACCUCCUUAUGUCAAAGGGGGCUGAUUUUUCACUGAAGGAUGAAAACAACAAUUCUGUUUUUCAUUUGGCUUGUCGUGGUAGAAAUAUGUCCAUUGUAGAAGGACUCCUACCACAUUUUGAUGUCAACGGUUUGGAAGAUAAAGGUAGGACAGCAAUAAUGAAGGCCGCUUGUGCUGGAAAUAAGAGUGUCUUCGACUUUCUACUUUCAAAGAACGCCGACCUGUCCAUAACUGAUGACUACAAAGACAAUGUUCUGCAUUUUGCAUGUAAGGGAGGUGGGACGAAAAUUGUUCAAAAUAUUCUUCACAGAUUUGACAUUAAUGCUCUGGGAAGGAAUGGGGUCACUCCAGUCAUGCUGGCUGCUGAAUUUGGAAACAGAAAUAUUUUUGACAAACUUGUUUCAAAGCAAGCAGAUCUUACUCUCACUGACGACUACAGGAACAACAUACUUCACUUUGCAUAUCAGGGUGGAAACAGUUUCAUCGUAGAUCACCUGCUUUCACUGCCAUUUGAUAUUGGCGUCAACAACCGUGGAAGACAUGGCUUGAACCCCGUAAUGGUUGCAGCUCGGUUUGGAAUGUUAGACCCUUUCAACUUGCUUCUUGCGAAAGAAGUGGAUUUCACUGUGACUGACGACCAUUGUAACAACAUGCUUCACCUUGCAUGCCAGGGUGGAAAUUUAACAAUCAUCGAGCGUGUUCUUCAAGAGUUUGACAUCAAUAGUCGUGGACAAGAUGGCAGGACACCUUUGAUGUAUGCAGCUGUUGGUGGACGAAAGAACGUGUAUGGUCUGCUUGUGUCAAAGGGGGCUGAACUGAAGGAUGAUCAUAGGAGCUUCAGAACAAGUGUCAUUGACAUGUUUACGCCCGGAAAAGCUGACCCCUUACUGACCGGUGGCCACAGGGAUAACGUGCUGCAUUCUGCAUGUCAAGGAGGGAACACAACCAUUGUAAGACAUCUUCUGAAGAAUAUUGAUAUCAAUGUCAAAGGACAGAACGGCCUUACACCAAUAAUGCAUGCAGCCAGGGCUGGAAAGAAGAUUGUGUUCAACCUACUUCUUUCAGAAAAGGCCAACAGGAAACUACUUGAUCACUACAUAAACAAUGUGCUCCAUUUCGCUUGCCAAGGUGGCAAUAGAUCCAUCAUAGAACAACUCCUAAACGAGUUUGACAUCAACGGCCCUGGAGAGGAUGGAUGGACGCCAAUAAUGAUGGCAGCUCUCAGUGGAAAGAUGGAUGCUUAUGAUCUGAUUGCAACAAAUGGGGGUAUUCCAUCUUUGACUACUCCACAGAAUGACAAUGUUCUUCAUGCAGCUUGUCAAGGUGGAAACAAAGCCCUUGUUAAGAAGGUCAUCGGCAGCUUUGGCAUCAACACAAGGGGUAAGAAUGGUUGCACGGCCCUGAUGAGAGCUGUUGUUGGAGGCCAUAUGAGUGUGAUGAAGUUCCUGAUGUCCCGGCAUGCUGACCAUACUCUGGUGGACAAGGAUGGACUCACUCUUCUACAUCUUGCGUGCAAAUUUGGUCACCUUGACAUUGUGAAGCAUAUCUCAGACAAGUUCAAUAUAAAUAUUAAAGACAAGGCUGGUUUAACAUACAUCAUGACAUCAAUAUUGUAUGGUAAAGUGGAAAUAUUUGACUACUUGAAAAGAAAAGGCGCGGAUUUGUCUCUAGUUGACAACACAGGAGAUGACGCCUCUAGCCUUGCGCUUAAAGUAGGCUGCAGACAAAUCUUAGAAAGACUUCCACCGAAGGGAGAGUCAGAGAAGAACGUCGAACCAUGGAAUGAACUGAUGAAGUCACUUGUAAAGAAGGAGUCAUGUAAUCUGCAGAUGUACAGAUCAAAGAGUCCUGAACUGAAACAAAAAGGCCAGACUGGAGACACAUUACUCCAUCUGGCCUGUCGAGGAGGCAACAGACACUGUGUGGAGUUCCUGCUCCCGUCCUAUGACAUCAAUGUCAGAGGUCGGUACAACUGGACACCGGUGAUGAUGGCGGCUGCAUGUGGACAUACUGAUAUCUUCAAGCUGCUGGUGGAUCACAAGUCAGAUCUCUCUCUGGUCUCAGACACGGGAGAAGAUCUCCUCAGUCUACUAAGAGAAGCAACAACAGUGACAUUGUUGACGCAGUCAGAAACAUGCACACCGUUGAUGCAUAGAGCAGGUAAUUCUGACAAUUCAUUUGUGUGA
Messenger RNA from Haliotis rubra (blacklip abalone), 3204 nucleotides. RefSeq names its product ankyrin repeat domain-containing protein 17-like. Bases 1 to 3204 code for a protein of 1067 amino acids. Gene Ontology annotation, molecular function: protein binding. The record is from RefSeq and is a predicted model, not a curated record. NCBI's taxonomy places the organism in Eukaryota, Metazoa, Mollusca, Gastropoda, Lepetellida, Haliotidae. The transcript has a single exon.